Messenger RNA from Drosophila santomea, 558 nucleotides. Its product is annotated as target of Myb protein 1. Bases 139 to 558 code for a protein of 139 amino acids. The record is from RefSeq and is a predicted model, not a curated record. NCBI's taxonomy places the organism in Eukaryota, Metazoa, Arthropoda, Insecta, Diptera, Drosophilidae. The transcript has 4 exons.
GGAAAAUGUGAAAAAAAAACUAAAACAAAACUAAAAGCGUUCGAGUCUAUAGGUAAAAAACUGUUAAAUGUUCUCCAUACUGGCUUCGAUGUAUUAAACCUGGCCUUAUUUUUCUCAUCUAUGCGCAACUAAUUUGCAAUGAUGAGUUAUCAGAAAGGUCUCAAGGAUCCAAACUUGGACAGGCACAACAGCAAAGCCAAGUCCCGGCAUUUCACGGUCAACGGUCUUCUGAGUGCCAAUAACACGCUCCAGCAGCAGCAGAACCAAUACAACCUGCAGCCAUCGAAUGACAGUCGCAACAUCUACAACAAUCCCUAUAUUCCGCCGCAGCAGCAGCAGCAACAGCAGCAACAGCAGCAACAGCUGCAGCAGCAGACGCAGCAGCGCACCGCCCACCUGUUCAAGGCCCUAGCUGCCUCCGCUGGCGGCACCAACACCCUGACCCAUCCCUACGACUUCUCCAACUCAUCGUCCUCUCCCAACGCCAACAAUGAGCACCAGGGAUCAUCCUCGUCGGAAGCGGACAACGCCUUCCUAACUCAUAAUAACGGUGAGUAG